GCCUCGCACUCUCAUUCUCGAGUUCAAACUCAAAUCCAGAAGCAGAUUGAAUAAAAAAAAUCCAGAAGCAGAUUGAAUAAAAAAAAUCCAGAAGCAGAAGCCGAUAAGAACUUUCAGUCUUGUGGAGAGAGAACAAGAGAGGAAUUUGAAAAGCAGGCGUUCGAAAUCAGGGAGACUUCAGCUGGAGCCGGAAUGGCGACGCCCAAGCUGUCCCCGGUCUCGCCGGUGCGGCGGGACGACACGCCGCGCGCGCAGCCGCCGUCGUCACCGGCUGUCCUGAGGGUGCAGGACGCGUCCGCAGCGGAGGCGUACGAGCAGUACCUGCGCCUGCCAGAGCUGUCGGCGCUGCGGGAGCCCGGGCGCUUCCCGGGGUGGGCGGGCGAGGCCCUCGUCACGCCGGCGCUGCAGGCGCUCGAGGUCACCUUCCGCCUCGCGUCCCUCGCGCUCUCGGACCCGCGCGGGUACGCCAGCCGCCGCGAGCUCGCGCUCCGGCUCGAGUGCCUCGCCUCGCGGGAGGUCGAGCUGGCGGCCGCGCUCUGCGAGGGCGACCGGGGCGCGCCGCUCGCCGAGCUGUCCGCCUCCGGGGGCGUGCUCCCGCGGGAGCGCAGCGCGUCGGAGGUCUGGCAGCUGCCCGGGAGCGCCGCCGCCGUGGUGUGCCAGCCCAGCGAGGCCAGCCUGCUCCCGCGCCUCGCGGCCUGGGACAAGUCCGAGACGCUCGCCGCCAGGAUCAUGUACGCCAUCGAGGGCCAGAUGCAGGGAUGCGCCUUCACGCUCGGCCUCGGCGAGCCCAACCUCGCCGGCAAGCCGGUGCUCGAGUACGACCGCGUCGUGCGGCCCCACGAGCUGCACGCGCUCAAGCCCAAGCCCGCGCCGGAGCCCGGCUCAGGCUACCGCAACCGGGAGAACGAGACGGUCUUCACCAUGUACCAGAUACUCGAGUCCUGGCUGUGCGCGGCGUCCCAGCUCCUCGCCCGCCUCAACGACCGGAUCGAAGCCAAGAGCUGGGAGGCGGCGGCCAGCGACUGCUGGAUCCUGGAGCGCGUGUGGAAGCUGCUCGCCGACGUCGAGGACCUCCACCUGCUGAUGGACCCCGACGACUUCCUGCGGCUCAAGAGCCAGCUCGCGAUUCGGGCGCCCCCGGGCUCCGACGCCUCGUUCUGCUUCCGGUCCAGGGCGCUCCUGCACGUCGCAAACACUACCAAGGACCUCAAGAAGCGGGUGCCCUGGGUGCUCGGCGUCGAGGUGGACCCCAACGGCGGCCCGCGGGUGCAGGAAGCAGCCAUGAGGCUGUACCACAGCCGUAGGCGCGGCGAGGGCGAGGAGGCCGGCAAGGUGGAGCUGCUCCAGGCCUUCCAGGCCGUGGAGGCGGCCGUGAGAAGGUUCUUCUUCGCGUACAGGCAGCUGGUGGCGGCGGUGAUGGGCACGGCGGAGGCGUCGUGCAACCGGGCGCUGUUCGUGCCGGCGGAGGGGAUGGACCCGCUCGCGCAGAUGUUCCUCGAGCCCCCCUACUACCCCAGCCUGGACGCCGCCAAGACGUUCUUGGCGGACUACUGGGUUCAGCAGAUGGCGGGGGCCUCUGCUCCGUCCCGGCAGAGCUGAAACCACGAGAUGGCGCGGCUGGAUAGCGACCGGAUCGCAGUUUUGCAGACCUGCUCACCUGCAUGCUUGAUGCAUCCUAAUUCCGGUGGUGAUAGAGUGUGAUCCAUUCCUAUAGCGAUUGUGUACUACAUGUAGCACCAGAUUCUCUUACUUUUUUUGUGCACUUCAUCUGCGUUGUGUUGUGUUCUACCGAGAGAGAUUGAUUCAGUUAGAUGCCAUUUGUAACUCUAGGCAAGCAUUUCAAUUCGAAAUCAUGUAUAUACCACAUUUUGUAAGUACUUUAGAUGGUUUCAUGUAUUGGAAUGACUGAAUGUUUUGAUCAAUUCUGAA
Messenger RNA from Panicum virgatum (switchgrass), 1929 nucleotides. Its product is annotated as nematode resistance protein-like HSPRO1. The record is from RefSeq and is a predicted model, not a curated record. NCBI's taxonomy places the organism in Eukaryota, Viridiplantae, Streptophyta, Magnoliopsida, Poales, Poaceae. The transcript has a single exon. Gene Ontology annotation, molecular function: metal ion binding; heme binding. The coding region runs from base 193 to 1599 and encodes 468 amino acids. Gene Ontology annotation, biological process: defense response.